AUGGAGAACCUGACAGAGAACCUAACAGAGAACCUGACAGAGAACCUAACAGAGAACCUGACAGAGAACCUGACAGAGAACCUGACAGAGAACCUGACAGAGAACCUGACAGAGAACCUGACAGAGAACCUGACAGAGAACCUGACAGAGAACCUGACAAAGAACCUGACAGAGAACCUGACAGAGAACCUGACAGAGAACCUGACAGAGAACCUGACAGAGAACCUGACAGAGAACCUGACAGAGAACCUGACAGAGAACCUGACAGAGAACCUGACAAAGAACCUGACAGAGAACCUGACAAAGAACCUGACAGAGAACCUGACAGAGAACCUGACAAAGAACCUGACAGAGAACCUGACAGAGAACCUAACAGAGAACCUAACAGAGAACCUAACAGAGAACCUGACAGAGAACCUGACAGAGAACCUGACAAAGAACCUGACAGAGAACCUGACAAAGAACCUGACAGAGAACCUGACAGAGAACCUGACAGAGAACCUAACAGAGAACCUGACAGAGAACCUAACAGAGAACCUGACAGAGAACCUAACAGAGAACCUGACAGAGAACCUGACAGAGAACCUACAGCUUUCAUAA
Knipowitschia caucasica is the source of this 600-nucleotide messenger RNA. Lineage: Eukaryota; Metazoa; Chordata; Actinopteri; Gobiiformes; Gobiidae. The record is from the annotation of a GenBank genome assembly.